Messenger RNA from Closterium sp. Naga37s-1, 11472 nucleotides. The record is from the annotation of a GenBank genome assembly. Lineage: Eukaryota; Viridiplantae; Streptophyta; Zygnematophyceae; Desmidiales; Closteriaceae.
AUGGCUGUAGGAACAGUUUAUCCCGAACAGGACAGAUUAGACCGAAACGAACCAGCCAAUGCCAUCGUGCCACCUGGAAGCCCCAGCUUGAGCGCAAUUGCGGCGACAGCGGCAUCUCUAACUACUGACUCGUACAGCAUCCUUGCCAGCGCGGAUCUGACGUCAGCGCUCUCUCUGGCCGAACACGUGGCACGCCUGACCGCGACUCCGCACCUCUACGUGCAUCGCAGCAGCGUGGAGAAAGUCGCGGUGUGCGUGCGACAGCUGCUGCCGACCCUCCAUCUUCUGAAAAGCUCCGCCCCUUCGCUCUCCUUCGACCCGCGGUCCGCGUUCGUCCUCCGCCGUCUCGCGUCGGAGCUUAAAGACGUUAUCGCGUUGCUGAAAGCGUGCAAGCUGACUAUACCGGGGAUGUUUUUCAGCCUAGGGCAUCAUCAUAAGGGGCUGGCGCGCAAAGCAGACGCGUGCGUGACGGAAAUUCGACAUUGUCACACUGUCUGCUCGAUGCUGCUGGGACAGGCUUCUAAUACAAUCAAUCCCAAAAUCGCCGCCGACCACGGGCCGCUGUCGACCUCGUUAGUGUCACAAGCGCCACCACCGACGCUGCAGAACCACUUCCCGUUACGAACCGUCUCGUGCAGUCACACUAGUGGGUCGAGCAAGGAACCUUCCACGUUCCUGGAGUCGUACAGCGGGAGCGGUAUCACCGGCGGAAGCGGAAGCUCGGUAAUGUUCCCCGGCGGCGGGGCGGAACAGCCCGCGCGGGUUCUCCAGCAGGUGGCGGAAAUGUUUCCCCAGAGCCCCAUGAUCGGCCCCUCCGCCGCUACGUUUUCCGCCAAAGACUCCGCAAGGCCUCCCGGGAUGAUGACGUGGCAGCAGAUGCAGGUGCGCGGGAUCCCCCCGAGGUCGAUCUCCGCCUCCGCCGCUUCCGGGUUUGGCGGGCCGCCUGCGGGGGGACUGUACGGGAGGGGUGGGUCCGCGGGGCGGCAACGACCGGGGAUAUUAACAGGGGCGCCGCCGCUGGCGCUCCUCGGGGGGGAGCGGAGGGAGCGCGAUAGCAGCGCGGCCGAUGCUGCGGCCUCCGCGGCACUCGCCUUGAUAGGAGCUAACAACGGCGGCGGCGGCAGUGGCGGAGGGAGCCGGUUCGCGGGCCCGGGCCGAACCUACACCGUCUCCUCCGCUUCCUCCGGCAGGAUGCAGCCAUACUACGGCUCGAUCGCCGUCUCGCCUCGUCCGCUCAGCCCCGCGACCGCCGCCGCCGCCGCCGCUGCCGCCGCGUUCGCCGCGCCGAGGAUGUUCUCCCCGCGGCGCCCCCGCGCGUCGUCCCCGCUGCCGUCCGCGCUCAACCGGUCGAGUAUCUCCGCCGCCGCUGCGGCGAGCGCCAACGUGUGCCGGCUCGUGGACGCACUGGCGGAAGGAUCGGCGGAAGAGAAGCGCGCGACUCUGGCCUCGCUAAUGGAUGUGAUUGUAACGGAUGAGGGGAAGCUCCAAGCCGCGGCGGCGGGGGCGGUGCCGGUUCUGUCGGUGCUGCUGUCGCUGCCUGAAGACGACUUCCUAUUGGACGACGAGUCGGUGUUACCCGGUUGCGUAGACGACGAUGAUUGGCUCCAAGGAGGGGGGGUGCUUUCCGCCGGGGGAAGCGGAGGGGGGAGCGCGGGUAGCCGGGGAACGGGGAAAACAGGAGGGAGCAGUGGUGGGGAACGGGGAAAACCAGGGGGGAUAAGUUGCGGAAGGGGCGCGGUGGCGGCGUUGCUUCCUCUUCCGCCGCUUCCGGAGCCCCCUCAGCGCGAAUCGCUGAACCUACUCGUGGCGCGCGCUUUGGGGCAGCUCUCCACGCUUCCCGCUAAUUGCCAGGUCAUCGCCAAGGCGGGGUGCGUGCCGUCGCUAAUCGCCAUGCUUCGCGGCGGCAACCCCGAGGCGCAGGCGGUCGCGGUGAACCUGCUGCUGAACCUUGCGACGGGCUGCGACAGCGACUGCGACAGCAAAUCGCCCGUGAUCGUCGCAGGCGAGGCGAUCCCGUCACUCGUCGCCAUUGUCCAAUCAGCAAGCGAGGCGAAAGUCCGGCGACAGGCGAUGGAGGCCCUCGCGCAUGUCGUCGCGAAGGCCAAGGAGAACCAAGACGCCGCGGCGCGAGCCGGCGCGAUCCCGAUAUUGACAGAAGCGUUACGAGAAGGCUCGCUGCUGGUACAGGAAAAAGCGGCAUUUGCGCUGGGCUCGAUCGCGGAGGAUAACGACGAAAAUAAAAUAAUGAUUGCUGGUACGGGAGCUGUGCCGCCGCUGCUAGAUCUCCUCCUGUGCGGGCCGGCAGAUAUCAGCCUGCAGGAGCGCGUUUCGCGGCGGACGGCGUGGGCGUUGUUUGCGCUGAGCUCGCAUCGUUUGUCCGCUUCGUACAUCGUCGCCUCUGGUGGGUUGGACGUUGUGAAACCCGCGUGCCCGCUGCUGCCGGAGGUGCAUGUGGACGCGACAGCCAGCAGCCAGGCCGCUCAAUGCUGUGGGGACUCCGGCAAUCCCUGUGGCACAAUCGAACAGGCUCUUACCAUUAUCCCUCCUACAGGCGGAACCAUCCUCCUGUCCCCUGGCACUCACGCUGUCCCUCCCCUCGGCUUGCAACUGGGGGGUCUUCCCCUCACCAUCACUGCUGCCACUGCUACUGGUGACACCUCCGCCCCUCCGGUCAUCAGCUGUGAGAGCAGCAACGGCAGCAACAGCAGCAGCGGGUCGUGUUUAACUGCCACGUGUGCAGCUUCCAGCACUGGAGCAGGGGGCGGGAGCAUUUGCAGUGAGCAGCAGGCGAAGCUGGUGUUGCGGGGAGUGGUAGUGGCCAAUGGCAGAUCAGAAAUCACCAGCAGUGCUGGCACUGGCAGCAACAGCAGCAGCAGCAGUGCUGGUGGCAGCGCAGGAAGCGGGGGUUGUCUGCUGGUGCAGGGGCAGGCAGUGGAGGUGACAAACUCCUCGUUCCUCAACUGCACUGCUGCUGACGGUGGUGGGGCAAUCUUUGCUGUUGAUUCCCCCAACGUUACCAUCUCUGGCUCUCGCUUUGAAGGCUGUAAGGCUCUUGGCGGCCCCACUGCCACUGCUGGCGCUGCUGGUGGUGCCGGUGGUGCUGGCGCCGGUGGUGCUGGUGCUGCUGGUGGUGCAGCUGAAACCAUUGGCAAAGGAGGAGGAGCCGUUGCUCUAUACAGCGUCGCCCACGUGGAGGUCUCCGAUUCGUCCGUUCGCGACUGCAUCUCCUCAUCCACCAAUGGCGGCGGCCUCACCAUCGUCUCGUCCAACGCCGCGCUGACAGCAGUCCGCUUCUCGGGCUGCUACGCGCAGAACCUGGGCGGCGCGGUCUCGUCUUCUUCCUCCAACGUGACUGUAUCGAGCUGCGAGUUCCGCGACUCGCGGGCCAUGCGGGGAGGAUGCUUCUCGGACGAUUCCUCCCCGCUCGUCUCCAUCUCCUCCUCCUCGUUCCUCCGGUGCAACGCGGAUGUAUCUAAGGAAGGGGAUAUUUACAGCAAGGUGAACGGCGGUGGGGUUGCACUCAAUGCAACCGCCUCUUUCACCAUCCAAAACUGUACCUUCUCCCGCUGCCUCGCGGUUAUGGACGGGGGCGGUCUCGACGCUCUCGACCCCGGAAACCUCACUAUAGACUCCUCCACUUUCCGCUUGUGCUCCGCGUACGAUAAUACUGGCGGCGGCGGGGGAGCGGUGUCGUCCCGCGGCGGGAACAUCACCAUUCGGGGAACUCUGAUGGAGAAAAACUGGGUUAACAGCACUAUGGUUGGGUUUGGGGGCGCGAUGGCUAUCAUGGAUACAGAAAUGGGGAUUUUUAACUCGACUUUUCGGGAGAAUAUUGCGUAUGGGCAUUUGUACGGGACGCUGAGCCAGGGAGGGGUGAUUAAUCAGCAGUGGACGAGGCGGGACGUGGUGAUUCCGCUGGUGAUGGAGGAGUGUGCGUUUGAGAGGAAUGUGGCGGAUUUCGGAGCGGUGGGGUACUUUGAGGGCCAUGUGACUGUGAGGCGGUCGCGGCAUGAGAGGAACGAGGCGCAGUUCAGAUAUGGAGGCGCGUACUACGCCACCAUGAGCACCACCAUAGAGGAUUCUCUUUUCGCACACAACACCGUGCUGCAGGACGGGGGGGCGAUCGCCACAGCAGGGCUGAUGGCCACGGUGGUGCGCGGGUGUGUGUUUCGCAACAACACCGCCAUCUCUGGGGAGGGGGGCGCGAUCGUUGUGCUCGAGGGAACGGAGGGAGCAGUGGAGGUGGAGGGGAGUCGAUUUGAGGGCAACACAGCACCGGCAUCCAAGGGGGGAGCCAUCUCUGCUGCCUCUGCUCGCCUCACUCUCGCCCACACCACCUUCCACCACAACCAUGCUCUUGUCAAGGGCGGUGCUGUUGCUGUUUCGCACCCAACUUCUCCUCCCAGCGACAACACCACCACCACCACCGGCAGCAGCAGCAGCACCCUCCCCACAGCACACUUCUCAAACGUGACCUUUGGUGAAAACAGCGCCACACUGGGAGGAGCAGCGCUGCAUCUGGGCUUGGCGGCGUGCGCUGCCCUCAUGGGGUGCCGCCUGGAGGGCGGGCAGGCCAGCAACGGAGGCGGUGUGAUGCUGGAGGAGUUCGCACAGCUGCAGAUGGCACGAUCCGAGUGCACUGGGAACAGCGCGCCAUCCGGGGGAGGGUGCAUCUCCAUGAGCGAGCUGGCCUCCGUUACAAUCACAUCCAGCAACGUCACGUCCAACCAGGGCGGCAACAAGGGCGGCGCCAUCCAAGCCACGGGAGAGACCCGCUUGUCCAUCACGGAUUCCCAUCUCUUCAACAACUCGGCCAUGGAUGGCGGCAUGCUCUGGGCCGAGAUGGACUCCCAGGUACACAUCUCCUCGUCAGUCAUCGCACGCAACACAGCCACCAUCCAGGGCGGGGCGCUCUACUGCAUUCAGAACGCGCGCCUCUCGCUGCUCGCCUCCUCCCUGCGUGCCAACACUGCCGCACGCGGCGGGGCCAUUCUCGCCGAAGGGGGAGUCAGGCUGCUGGUCGCUGUGCGGGUGGGCAGCAAAACGCCCACAGUGUUUGAAGGGAACUCGCAGCAUGCGGUGGUGCUGCAGGGGCAGGCAGUGGGGUCGUUCUAUGGGUCGGUUCUCUUUCGGGGGAAUGCGGGGGGAAGCACGAUGGACGUGGGGGAUGGAGGGGCGAUUUUUGCCACGGAUUCGACCGUAGUGGUGGUGGGGGGUGGAGUGGGGUUUGAGGGGAACACGGGGCAUAGAGGAGGCGGGGCAAUCUUUGUGGCCGGCAACACGUCCCUGCAGAUCUCCGAUUCGAUCUUCGAGUCCAACCGGGCGGCGACGGGGACAGGUGGCGCGAUCCUAGUUCUCGACUACGCGCACGGGGACCUGCGUGAUUGCGCUUUCCGAAGCAACGAGGCAGGCUCGGACGGAUCCGCUGUGUACCUGGAUCGGGGAGGCAUGGGGGGAGGUUCGGGAGGAGGAGCGGGUGGGGGUGAGGAAAGAGGGGGAGCUGGGGGAACGGGGGGGGCGGGAAGUAACCUUGGUGUUGCUGGCAAUGCCACUGCUGGUGCAGCUAGCGCCAACGGUAAUGGUAACACCAACACCAACAGCAGUGCCAGCGGCAGCAGCGGCAGCGGCAGCGGCAGCAGUGAUGGGGGUGUGAGUGUGAGUGGCGGGCUGCUGCCUCUGAACGUGUCUGGUCUGUCGUUCUACCGCAACAGAGUCACUGGUAACGGCAGCAUCCCGGCUCUUGCCAGCGGUGGCAGUGCUAGUGGUGCUGGUGGUGGCAGUGGUGCUGGGGGAAGGGGAAGUGGGGUGGGUGCAGGAGGGGGAGGGGCAGGGGGGAUUGCGAUGGCGGCGGGCGGGCUUGGGUCGGCGUUUCUUGACGCGACGUUCCUGCCUGCCAUGCGGUCGACGUGUGUGGGGUGUGAGAGCAAAGACAAGCAGGACACCAUCGGCACCCUCCCUUCCUCCUUCCGCCUCCAGUGGUCAGGCCAGAACGACUCACCUGCAGGCUCAACAACAACAUUCCAGGUGAAGGGCGAUCGGGCCAACCCAGUGACAGGGCUGCACGUCACGGUGCUGGACGCAGCAGGCCUCAUCCCAGUCAACGACUUCUGCGCCAAAGCCUCCAUCCUCCCCACUCCCUCUCUCCAUCCCGCUCACUCCCCGUCUCCCCUUUCUCAUGCCUCCUCCACCCCCCUGGCCAACCCAGUGACAGGGCUGCACGUCACGGUGCUGGACGCAGCAGGCCUCAUCCCAGUCAACGACUUCCGAGCCAAGGCCUCCGUCCUCCCCACUCCUUCCAUCAGCGGCCUCCUACAGGCCAUAGCAGUCAACGGCCGCGCCACCAUCCCCCCCGUUUCCAUCGUCGAACCACCCGAAUCCGGGAAUCUCUCGCUUACGCUGUCGGUCUCCUCGUCGUUGGAUGCGUUUCCGCCGAUCGCACGGACGGUUGAGAUCGUCUUCUGCCCGCCCGGGCAGUUUUACACCCGCCCGGGGAUGACCUGCGAGGUCUGCCCAAUCGGGAGCUGGUGCGGGUCAGGGCGGGGCGCGGAGUUCUGCCCGCCGGGCAGCUUUAGUUUUUUCCCGGGCACAGCAUCCCUCACCGAUUGUUUACCCUGCCCGAUGACCCGCGACGUUCUUAAAGACACGCUAGCGGUGACGUGCGAGCAAGGGAAUAUGACAGUAGAGGAGGGGUUCUGGUUUGACUUCAACAGUAUCAGCUCUGGCAUCCCUGCUGUGUAUGCCUGCGACGUGUUAGAUGGAUGCGCAGGCUUGGUCUACCCCUCCUCCUCCUCCUCCUCUUUUCCCACCGCUCCCACUGUAAAUACCACCCAAACGCAGCAGCAGCAGCAGCAGCAGCAGCAGCAGCAGCAGCAGCAGCAGCAGCAGCAGCAGCAGCAGGCGGCAGCAAAUUCCACUCUGGACCAGCAGCAGUGCAAGGUGGGAUACAACGAGAAUCGGCUCUGCUCUAGCUGCUCCCCCGGAUACUACUCAGUGCUCAAGUUCUGCUACCAGUGCGCGCCCACCUUCCAGCGCCUCUUCCCGCUGCUGCUUCUGCUCAUCGUGCUCGCCUGGGUGGCCAUGGGGAUUUUGUCGGACUCGUUUCACACCAUUGCUAUACUCGCUAUAGAGCUGCAGAUGCUGACGUUUAUCGGGUCGUACAACCUCCCGCUGCCCUCCUGGGUGAACACCAUUAUUCAGUACUUCCAGAUCGCGCUCUUCGUACCGGACGUGAUCGGGCCAGGCUGCACAGUCACCUACUCAUUCGUGCAGGAGUGGGCAGUCACCAUGGUCAUCCCCGUUUUAGGCGUCCUCGUUUACGCAUGCCUCUACCUCACACACCGCCUCUACUCCCACACCAUCACCCGAAUCUACGGCACCCCCAAGAACCACCCCAUCACCAGCACCACCAGCUUCACCCCUUCGGCCGCCGCCUCCGCUGCUGCUGCUGCUUCUGCUGCUGCGUCUGCUCCCUCUCUCCGCACCGAUACCAACGGCACCAGUUUCUCGCGAGCUCCAAGCGGCAUCGGCUCUCGGGCAGACGACUUGGGCGGGCACGUGACGACAAAGCGCGAGAUGUUUGACAAGUACGAGAACACUCUGAUCCACGGGGUGACCAACUGGCUCGAUCUGAGCUACGCAGCUGUAACCUUCCGGUGUUUCCAGGCGUUCUACCGGCACUGGUACGGCGCGGACGUGAUGGGUGCUGCGCCGUACAUCGGGUGGUUUUCGGAGACGCAUACGGUGGUGUUUGCGCUGUCGGUGGUGAUUGCGGUGGUGUAUGUGGCGGGUGCGCCGGUGUGCUAUGCGCUGGUGCUGUGGCUGGGGAAGUCGAAAGGCUUGCUGGCGAGUCAUACGUACAAGAUGCGAUGGGGGUGGAUGGUCAGCCGGUACGAGUACGACUACUUCUGGUGGCACCUCACCUGCUAUGCCCGUCGCAUCAUCCUCGUCUCCAUCACCGUCUUUGGCGUGCAGUCACCCCAGACGCAGGUAUCAGUGACCCUGCCCCUGCAAGCCAUUCGCAUCGGCCUACAGUACGGCGCAUCCCCCUUCGCAGCCUUCUCGCACGACGUGCUCAACUCGCUGCUCGCACUCGCAGAGCUGCUCUUCACGGUGGCGCUCACGGGCUUUAACUACAUUGGCAUCACCACCGGGGCCAACGUCCUCUUUGCCUUCUCCUUUGCUCUCGUCUUCCUCCCCACGCUCCUCAUCCUCUGCUACGAGCUCGUCAACUGGUACAUAACGCGCUGCAAUUGCAGGGAACUGAACAGCAUGUGGCAGACAGACAAGGCCCGCAAGUCCUUACGUUCGCGCAAGCACCUGGCGGCACUCUCAGUGGACGACCUCGUGCAUCCCUCCGACAUCGCCCGCUGGUUCCGUCCCCACGUGCUCUCCGCCUUCCUCUUCCACUACUCCUCCGCCUCCCCCGCUUACCACGCCGCCCGCCGCAAAACCCUCUCAGACGAAACAGGCUUGGAAACCGGCACUGCUGCUGGUGCUGGUGGUGGUGGCGGGGAGUUUCAGCACGUGGGUACGGCGGAGAUGCGGCGGCGGCGGCGGCUGCUGCUGCGGCUGCGGGACCGGUUUGAGCGGAUCCGGCUGGCGGGACCCGGGGAUGCGCAGUGGAUGAAGCACUUAAGGAGGUUGGAUGUGACAGGGACGGGUGCAGCUGGGGUGGGUACACCUGGAAGAGGUACACCUUUUGGGGGAGGUACACCUGGGCGCAGCACACCUGGGGGAGGUACACCUGGGGGAGGCACGCCUGGAGGGGGAGGUACACCUGGGCGCGGCGUGGCACGAUUUGGGUCUCGCAGCCUAUCGAGACGAGAGCGGUGGGUGCAGCCUGAGCUGAGUCGAGGUGGUGAGGCGAAUAGAGGUGAUUCGUUUAGAGGUGAUCCGUUUAAAGGUGAUCCUUCUAGAGGUGUAGGGGAUGGAGCAGGAGGAGUGGGAGGGGGAGGGGGAGGGGGAGAGGGAGGGAUGGGGGGGUUGGGAGCGGUUGGGGGAGUGGAAAUGGGAGUGGGAGCGGUGGGAUGGGAUCCAGAUGAGGAGGACGAGGAGAGAAUGCUGCUGGAGUGGCCGCCCAGGCUGGACCACCACGUCAGCUGGACGGCAACUAAUGCCGCGGGCGGCGAGCUCGAGCGGCGGGGUUUGUCUGGUAGUGGAGAAGCGGAUGUUCUGGUGAAUGGGGAGGGGGAGGAGGACGGGGAGGAACUGGAGAGGAAUGGGUGGCGUGGGGAGGAGGACGGGGAGGAAGAGGGGGAAGAGGGUGAGGAUGAGGAGGACUGUGAGGGAGAUGAGGAGGAGGAUGAAACAGAUUUAGAGGAGAGAGCAGAGCAACGGCAGCAUCAGCAGAGGGAGCAGGGUGGGCAAGGGGGUUACAGAGGCGGGUACAGGGAGGAGCAUGGAGGCGGGGGAGAGGGAGGAGAGAACGGAGAGGGCGGAGAAGGCGGCUAUGUGGAGGCGAGGAUGAACAUGGCGGAGCUCACGCUGCUCUUCCAGCGCCACCUCGCUCUCCUCGUGCGCUCCGAGGCCCUCCGCCGCCCCACCUCCCUGCGCCUGCUGCUGCGAUCAGAGGCCAUUCCGGACCUUCUGGCCUGGCUCACUUCCCCCCACUGUGAGGCGGAGGAUCAGCAGGUGCUGAGGGACGUGGUGGCACUGAUGCGGUCGGCAGCGGUGGAGGAGGCGGGCAGCCUGCAUUGGUCGAAAGGCUUCUGGGCCUUCUUCCGCACCCACUCUGUGCUGCACCGCGCCAAGACAUGUGCUGUGAGAGAGGCAGGCAGCCUGCAAUGGUAUCAGGGCUUCUGGGCCUUCUUCCGCACUCACUCCGUGCUGCACCGCGCCAAGGCCUGGCCGCGCUCCUCUCAGGAUUCCGGCUCCAACGUUAUCCUGUGGUGGGCAGCAGCACCAGCAAGACGGGUGCAGCUGUCAGCAGUGCUCACAGCACACAAUGGGCGCAUCACAGCGCUGCUGCUCCCAGUGGACCUCUCGCCCUUCCUUCCUCCGCUCUCCCAUGAUCCCUGCACGCACCCACUGCUCUUGCCUUGCAUGCAGGGCUCCAACAUUCUUAUGUGGGGAGCAGCAGCAUCAGCAAGAGGCUCCAACAUUCUUAUGUGGGGAGCAGCAGCGUUAGGAAGGGUGCAGCUAUCAGGGGUGCUCACAGCUCACAAGGGGCGAAUCACAGCACUGCUCCCAGUGGACCUCUCGCCCUUCCCUGCCGCUGCCCGCCUCGUCCCGCCCCUCCCCGCCCACACCUUCCUCCUCUCCACCAGCCUGGACCGCACUCUACGCCUCUGGGGCAAGACCACCUGUCUGCACUCCUUCUCAGGGCACACAGGCCCCAUUCUCUGCCUCUCAGACCGCAUCAUAGGCACUCAACACCCCUGCAUAGGAAGCGGACAUGAGACUUCGGGACCUGCUUUCUCCUCUUCUUCUUCUGCAUCUUCCUCCUCGUCCUCCUUCCUCCCAUGUGUCGCCACCGGCAGCAGCGACAGCACCGUUCGCAUCUGGUCCCUCCUCCCAUCAGGGAAGGGGCGGUCAUCAUGUGUUGCCACACUGAAGGGCCAUGAGGGGCCAAUCGCUGCUCUGGCUGUUGCCACGCACAACCCCUUCCUUCUGGCUAGUGUUGCACGUGACGCCAAGCUGCGUUUGUGGGAUUGCCACCACAUAGUUCCUUCCACCACCACCACCACCACCUCCUCCUCUUCCUCCUCCUCUUCCUCCUCCUCCUCCUCCCCUUCCAUCGGCACGUGUCGCACGCCCGCAGCGCCCUUCGCUCUCCUCCCCCUCCCACCUCACCCAUCCCAUGCGCUGUGCCUCGUGGUGGGCAGAGGAGGCAUUGCAGCAGUGGACCUGCUGACAAUGAAACAGGUUCUAGCCCUCCCAUGCGGGUCCUCCCCCCUCUCCUCCUUCGCCUCCUCCCCAUCAUGCUGCAUCAUUGCAGCGAGUUCCGAGGAUGGCUGUGUUAGGCUAUGGCGCAUGGGGCAGGCACCCAAUGGACAAGCAGUGGGUGCGGUUGAUUUGGCCUCGGGAUUUUGGCCAGGAGGGCAGGUAUCAGCAGGCAUGCGAGAAACUAAAGUGCUCUCAAGCUGCCAGGCAGGCGUGGCUGAGUUCACGCUGCUCGCCUGCUCAAAAGCGCACAACAGUACAGUGGAUUUACUGUACCUGGACGGUUAUAAAUGCAUCAGUGGGAGCCGAGGGGACGGAGUGUUGUGUGUGUGGGAUGUGGAGACUGGGGAGGAGAUUUGCUCGUUGGACGCUACUGUUCUCCCCCCAUGGCUGGUGGAUACUACAGAUGAUGCAAGUGACCAGGGUGAUAAUGGUGGUGGUGCUGCUGGUGGUGAUGCUGCUGGUGGUGGUAACCUUACAAAUGCUGGUAACCACAGGGAUUUAACUGCGGAUGUUGACCUUAUAGGGGAAGGUGGUGCUACAGCUGAUGCUGCGACUGCUGGCGAAAGUAGGGGCAAUGCUCCUGAGACG